AUGGCCUCGAAUACUUCACAAGCAUCCACCCCCUCUUCUUCCUCUUCCCAGGCUUGGAUUGCAGGUCCUGUAGUGGGUGCUAUAGCCGGAAUGGCUCUAGUCGGCGGACUAGUAUUAUGGUACUUCCGAAGGACUCGCAAGACUCCCGGAGAUGCAGAAGGUGCAGGACCCCCGAAUUGGGAAAGUCGACGAGAACUACAGGGUGCACACGAGCCUCCAGAACUUCAAGCCAAUGCACCACCCUCAGAGCUCCAUUCAGACGCCGCCAAAGCGGAACUGUCAGCUACACAACCGAAUGUGGAUAGAAGAAAGGGGAUGCAGACUCCAAAUACGGCUUAUGAGCUACCAUGA
Penicillium odoratum is the source of this 351-nucleotide messenger RNA. RefSeq names its product EGFR-like transmembrane domain-containing protein. The coding region runs from base 1 to 351 and encodes 116 amino acids. The record is from RefSeq and is a predicted model, not a curated record. The transcript has a single exon. Lineage: Eukaryota; Fungi; Ascomycota; Eurotiomycetes; Eurotiales; Aspergillaceae.